Molecule: messenger RNA, 1605 nt
Organism: Mya arenaria
Lineage: Eukaryota; Metazoa; Mollusca; Bivalvia; Myida; Myidae
Product: alpha-ketoglutarate-dependent dioxygenase alkB homolog 7, mitochondrial-like
Exons: 4
Coding region: 43-990 (315 amino acids)
Biological process (GO): DNA damage response; fatty acid metabolic process
Cellular component (GO): mitochondrial matrix
Source: RefSeq, a predicted model, not a curated record
CUCUGCACAAAGCGUUUGUGUGACAAUAACAAAUGAUCAGAAAUGUCAAAGGAAACAAGUUAUGGUCUGACAUUUUUAGAAUUUGCUUUAAUCUCGAGCUUAUUCGGCCUUGGUCAAAUAAAAAAAAUGAGUGGAAUGAUGCUUGUCACGUUCAGAAAUUACUUUUCUAAUUUUGGUAAAACAGUGACCAAAAAAAAUGUAAAAGGGUUUCAGACAUUCCUAAAGCUACAAAAUAAUUUUCACUGCUCAAAACUGACUGAAGUACACCGCUGCAGAUGUUCACUUGGCAAAUGUAGACAAUUAUUUCCGACAAAUAAAUCAAAUCUGUUACUUUCUAAUAUGCAUGGGAAAUACUUUUCCUCAGAUAUUAAACAAACUACAGUGCCUGCAUGCUCAAAAAACAAUAAUGAAAACAGUUAUCUUCAGUGUAGUGACAAAAAUACUUUUGGGGUACUUUCAAAAGAUAUGAAAGUCAUCAAAGAUUUUAUCUCAGAAGAAGAGGAGCAGCAGAUACUGACAGAAAUUGAACCAUACCUUAAAAGACUACGAUAUGAAACAGCACAUUGGGAUGAUGCAAUACAUGGAUUUCGAGAGACAGAAAAAAGUAAAUGGACAGAGAAAAAUAAUGCCAUAAUUCAACGUGUACGAGAUGUGGCAUUUCCUCCCGGUGUAAAGCAAAUAUCAUAUGUGCAUGUUCUUGAUCUGAAGAAAGAUGGAUUCAUAAAACCACAUGUGGACGCUGUUAAGUUUUGUGGCAGCACCAUAUCCGGCAUAUCAUUGCUAUCUUCAUCUGUCAUGCGCCUGGUUAACUCAGAAGAUAAAAGCAAGUUCGCAGAUGUUUUGUUGGAGAGAAGGUCACUCUAUAUCAUGAAAGAUGAAGCCAGGUAUAAGUACUCACACGAAAUUCUAAAGGAAGAAGAGUCCAUCUUUAAAGGCAAGGCAGUACCAAAGGAUAGAAGGAUAUCUGUGAUUUGCAGGAAUCAACCUUAAAACAGUUACUAAGAUGUGUAAUCAUUUAAUAUGCAUAAGCAUUACAAACAGACAUACAGAAUAACAACUUUACUGUUAGCUAUAUAUAUAUAUGAGCUUAGCUGAGACAAGAAAUGAGAAUACCAACAAUUUGAUGACCAGAUAGCUAUAUAUAUAUAUAUGAGCUUAGCUGAGACAAGAAAAGAGAAUACCAACAAUUUGAUGACCAGCAUUUGUCACUGGCUCCCGGGUUCCCAAGAAAGUCAAAUUUUACGGAGGGAUACCUGAGAAUCUCCAAGUCAGAUUUCCAGCCAGGACACCAUAGUUAUCAAGCAGAAAGUUCGAUAGAAACCACAGACAUAUCAUGUUAUAGCAUUUCCUCCAUAUGCUUGUAAUAUAGCUGGAUGCGUUUUCUGCACUGUAUUUCUUUGUGUACAAGGUUAUUCAAAAAGUUCUGGUAUAAAUGAUAUAACAUGUUAAACUUGGCCAUUUUACUCAACACACCAUUUCACGUCCACAACUCCGGACAAAAUUAUACUACGUCUUAAUACUAUUAAUGUCUUUUUGACACUGUUGUUCAAUCAUACGUUUCUUUAUGUAUGACGUGACGGCUAAGUGAAAUAAAGAUGCUUGUUC